AUGGGUCAUCCCGACCCGCUGGCCGUCCACCACCGCACCUCACGCCUGGAAUCUCUCCCCGUCGAAAUCCUCCAAUUAAUCUUCCUCCAUAGUUUGGAGAUCAAUCUACCCCGGGCAUCGCCCCGUCUUGCCCGCGCACUGUCCAACCCUCUACUAUACACAUGGCUUAUCCGGCUAGUCUUUAGCAGCACGAAUCCUGGCUCGCGGGAGGGUUUCUUCACACCAGACUUCUUACCACCACCGUUGGAUUUCUGGGCGCUGGAAUGGGAGGAGAGGCAGCGGUUGCAGAGUUCUAUUUUGGCGUGUCGGUGGUGUACGUUACCACUUAUGAGGCGGUGUCAACGGGAAUAUGUGGAUCAUGCUAUUCGGCGCAAGUGUGCGGAUUUGGUCUUUUCGGAGGAGGAUCGGGUCUUGCUUGAUUCUUUGGAUGGGCGAUUCGAUGAUUUGGGGGAGUGUGAUAAAGCUGUUGAUGGACGACGGGGGAAGGGGGAUCUCGUUCUUCCUGCGCAAUUACCGGAUACAGAGCGAGACCGGUCUUCAGUAUCGCGCAGUUUCGACCGGAAAGUGGCUAUUUGGUUCCAUUUCGGUGCUGUGCAGAUCCGCGAGCCGAAUGAGGUCUAUUACGAGAAUGAUCUCUUUCGAUUACCCUGUUCGGUAGUCAUCGGACCAGGUCGAAUACCGGAUAAAGUACUUCAGGAACCGUGGUCAGAUGCGCAAUUCGAGUUUCUUCAGUUACUCUCGGGGGAUUUCUAUCUGGAUGAGGAUGAACAUUCUGCGGAGAGGUCUGUUGAGAUUACGACGCGGUUGAUUCGGAAGCGUAGGAUCGAGCCGUUUCGGAGGCUAUUAAGGAUGUCGUUUCGUGCGGCGAAUUGUCGGGUCCCGGCGUGUUGGCCGUUGAAGCCUGAUCAUUAUCAUUUGAUACGGAGGUAUGGAGGGGGAGGACCGGGUGAUCCUUUUGCCCAUUUUAUUUUGAGUGAACGGUGGGAUGUCAUUCCUGCAUCUGCGAAGGAGGAUCUGUUGCGGUUGAUUGAGCCGGGACAAACUGCGACUUGA
Penicillium subrubescens is the source of this 1053-nucleotide messenger RNA. RefSeq lists its product as uncharacterized. Bases 1 to 1053 code for a protein of 350 amino acids. NCBI's taxonomy places the organism in Eukaryota, Fungi, Ascomycota, Eurotiomycetes, Eurotiales, Aspergillaceae. The record is from RefSeq and is a predicted model, not a curated record. The transcript has a single exon.